AUGUACUUUGAGGCAAUUUCAAAGAACAUCCACAGGCUUGGUUUAUUCACGGUGUGGACGAGUUUAGAAGCGCGCCUGUCAUUAGGGCUCUUAACGCGUUACCUGUUACAACCAAAACGCGAAGAACGUGACCUUUGUUCAUCGGAUCCGAUAAGCGUUGAAACAGGACGAAAUGAACAUCGAUCGCUUAAGAAUGAUAAUUGA
Molecule: messenger RNA, 204 nt
Organism: Anisakis simplex (herring worm)
Lineage: Eukaryota; Metazoa; Nematoda; Chromadorea; Rhabditida; Anisakidae
Source: the annotation of a GenBank genome assembly